Molecule: messenger RNA, 5880 nt
Organism: Lineus longissimus
Lineage: Eukaryota; Metazoa; Nemertea; Pilidiophora; Heteronemertea; Lineidae
Product: ras-related protein Rab-8A-like
Exons: 7
Coding region: 21-671 (216 amino acids)
Biological process (GO): protein localization to plasma membrane; regulation of exocytosis; Golgi vesicle fusion to target membrane
Cellular component (GO): trans-Golgi network transport vesicle; endosome; synaptic vesicle
Molecular function (GO): GTPase activity; GTP binding
Source: RefSeq, a predicted model, not a curated record
AGCGACACACAGACACCAAUAUGGCAAAAACUUAUGAUUACCUCUUCAAACUGCUGCUGAUCGGGGAUUCGGGAGUCGGCAAAACCUGUGUUCUGUUCCGAUUCUCAGAAGAUGCCUUUAAUUCAACAUUUAUUUCAACAAUAGGAAUUGAUUUCAAAAUAAGAACGAUAGAACUGGAUGGUAAAAAAAUAAAACUCCAAAUAUGGGACACAGCCGGCCAGGAACGGUUUCGAACAAUCACAACGGCCUACUACCGGGGCGCUAUGGGUAUAAUGCUGGUUUACGACAUCACAAAUACAAAAUCGUUCGAUAAUAUCCGAAAUUGGAUACGAAAUAUUGAGGAGGUGAGUGGUACUUCGCAGCACGCAUCGGCAGACGUAGAAAAGAUGGUUUUAGGAAAUAAAUGCGACAUGAACGACAGACGCCAGGUAUCGCGAGAACGUGGUGAACAGUUAGCCGUAGAAUAUGGGAUCAAAUUUCUGGAGACGAGUGCUAAAGCUAGCAUCAACGUAGAGGAGGCAUUCUUCACGUUAGCGCGAGACAUAAAGGCUAAAAUGGAUAGGAAAAUGGAAGCAACAAACCCUCCAAAGAACCAAGGUUUUCAACCAAAGAAGACUGAUUUGAGCUCAAGUAGAAAAUCAAGCUUUUGGAAGUCGUGUCAGCUACUCUGAUUGGUCAAAACAAGAGGAUCUAUUUGUUACAAGCAUUCUCAUUGGUCCAUUCAAGAAGUCUGCUGUAGCUUCUGUCGUUUACCAACUUUGAUUGGUCAAUACAAUUGAAGCUUUGUAAAAAAGCAUUUGAGUUGGUCAAGGCAAGAUAUCUUAACCCAUUCUUAUUGGCCAGCCCUAAAUUAGCAUUUGUAACAAGCUCUCUCAUUGGUCCAUUUCCUGCAGAAGUUUCAGCAGAUAUCCAAUCGGGGGAAUAACAAUGGCAUCAAAAAUAUUGACCCCUUGUAUAAUUUUAUAUAUAUACUCAAUGUUUUGUUCUGACGACACUUGGUAAUUCCUUUAGGUUGAGUUGGUCACAUGACUUGGCCUGCUUAUAAUAAUUUAUGCGGGGCCCGGGUGAGGUUCAACCAAUGGCAUUCCUGGCAGAUGAAAAUAUGAAUGGCAUUGGCUUGUAGCUAAUUUUAUGGGCUCCCCAUUUAUAUUAUAGGCUGAUUAUGGCUAAAGUUAUGCAUCAUGCUGCCUUUAAAACAAAAUUCUAUCAGUCUAAACACCCAAUCAGGACAGUCUUAAUGGUGUUGAAUAUUCAUAGACUUGUGUCCUGCACAUGUAUAUUCUAAUUAACCCACAAGUCUGGUAGAAGGCUGACUUGUGGGGAUUUUAUCUGUGAAAAUAUUGCAAUAUUUAAGAAUUAAGAAUGCAAAAUGUCAUUUUCUAUUUGAGAAAUCUUGAAAUGUGAAAUUUUAGCUUGUCAUGGAAUGAAUAAAUGCAAUUUGAUGAUGUUUUUGUGGAAAAUUGUCUCAAAUGAGUGCUUAACCUAUACACCCUUAAAAUACUAAAUGAGGUGUUCCAGUAAAUUACCUGGAGUGGUCUAUGCAGAGAAUUAGGGGUGAGAAGGUGUAAGAAUUGGCAAAGCUAAUUGAAUACUCUGCAUUAGUUUGAGCUACAAACGUGGCCGGGUAUUUCCACAGUAAUUAAGCUUAGCUUUUAAUUAGUCAUCACCAGUGUUCAUCAUUGUUUGUGUUGUUACCAUGGCAGCAUACUUGAGAAUUAACUAUCGCAAACAUUGUUGUUGCUAUGGAAACCAUACUAUUUUGAUAAGAAAACGUAUUCAGCUCUGGAUUAGCAAUGAAAUGUUUGCCUGUUUUUCUGACCAAAAAUGAACAAUUGUUAGUUGUUGCAAUGAAUUUAUAAUACUGGGAUAUUCAUGGCUUGUGUAGCAACUUAAUAUGACCUAUUUAUUUUGGUUGUUGUCAUGGAAACCAAAAUCUUAGCAACCAGUAUUAACGGUUGCUAUGGCUGUAAAAUAAUCAGUGCUUGUUGCUUCAGCAGUGGAAACUGUUAGUCACCGCGACUGAGAACAAUAUUUCAGUCACAUGGAAAAGCUAUAUAUCGCCUGUUGCCAUGGUAACUAUAACUGGUGCUGUGUUUCCAUGGAAAUCUGCUGUUUCCAUAGCCUGUAAGAUGGGAUGAAAUUGGUCCAAAGUUGGGUAAAACUGUGUUAAUUCUCUCCACCCUUAAUCCAGAACAUUCUGUUUUAACUGAAUCAUAGGACACCAAAAAUGUUUUAACUCGAUUUCGGGACACAGGACAGUUUCAGCCUCGCUUUAUGGUAUGCUUUUAUGUUUAUGAGUUAAUAAUGUGAUUGUCUUAACCAGUGCACCAACUUGUAUGAUUCCCCAAAAGUGACCGAGCGAUUUAAAAAGAGCCCUUCAAAAUGAAAUGCUCUGGGAGUGAAAGGGUUAAAUGAACGUCGGCACCUAAGGUCUGUUACCGUGGGAUGAUAGGCAAGAAACUCUUGUUGCUAUGAAUGUGUAUUUUCCAUAGCAACUGUUGCUAUGGUUGCUUUUACCUUAGUUAUUGUCGCUAUGGUUACAAAUCAUCUUAGUUACUGUUGCUUUGGUUGUUAUUUUCAUUAGUUUCCGCAACAUUGUGCUUCUUGUUGCUAUGGUUUCAGUGCUGGAGAAAAUUACGCACAUCUGUUCUGUGUGGUCGUUUGAUGGUCUUCAAUGAUGGAGCAUUUGUAGUCAGAAAAAAAUCUUCUUCGAAAAAGAAAUCAGAAAAAUUGUGUCAGGUUCUUGAUUUGCUGAAAACUUUGAGAUUAGGGGUUAAAGGCCAAGUGUGUCUGAUUGAAAUUUAACAUUUAUUAUUUGAAUUUGAAAAUAAGUGUCAAUGCUGUUGUGUACAUUGGUGUACAAACAAUAUCCAUGCCAGCUUUCUUUGCCCUGGCUUGUGAGUUGCUGCUCUGUUUCAAUUAGGGUUGAAUUCAGAUUUUUGGUGGACCAUGUGAAACAGCUUUCAGAAUUGGCUUGGCCUUCAUCAGUGAUUGGAAUAGAAAGCUUAGAAAUUCGAUUUUGUAAAUAGGUAUUGAAUUUGCUGAUAUCCAGGCACGACCGCGUACUUGUUUGAGAAGACUGGUACUUGUUUGAGAGGACUGGUACUCGUUUGAGAGGACUGGUACUUGUUUGAGAAGACUGGUACUUGUUUGAGAAGACUGGUACUUGUUUGAGAGGACUGGUACUUGUUUGAGAGGACUGGUACUUGUUUGAGAGGACUGGUACUUGUUUGAGAGGACUGGUACUCGUUUGAGAGGACUGGUACUCGUUUGAGAGGACUGGUACUCGUUUGAGAGGACUGGUACUCGUUUGAGAGGACUGGUACUCGUUUGAGAGGACUGGUACUUGUUUGAGAGGACUGGUACUUGUUUGAGAGGACUGGUACUUGUUUGAGAGGACUGGUACUUGUUUGAGAGGACUGGUACUUGUUUGAGAGGACUGGUACUUGUUUGAGAAGACUGGUACUUGUUUGAGAGGACUGGUACUUGUUUGAGAGGACUGGUACUUGUUUGAGAAGACUGGUACUUGUUUGAGAGGACUGGUACUUGUUUGAGAGGACUGGUACUUGUUUGAGAGGACUGGUACUUGUUUGAGAGGACUGGUACUGGUUUGAGAAGACUGGUACUUGUUUGAGAAGACUGGUACUUGUACUGCCUGUUAAAUAGUCUGGGAUGAUUGCAUAGCUUGUGAGAUGUCUUUGUACUUAUAAAUGUAAACUUCCUGUAAUUGGGUUUCGCAGAAGGGUAGAGUCUUGACACAUGUCAGGGUAAAAAAAGAACUUUUGACGAGUGGGGAGGGGCCCCUGUCCCACUAUCCCAUCAUAAAAUAGGCCCUGUCACGAGUCCUGGCAGGCAGUUGGGGCAAAUCCUGAUGUAAUUAUUUGCCCCUCAAAAACUUUCCUGAUUCCUGCUGGAAUAUGGGUGUGAAUCCUGCAAAUCUCUGCCGUUUUUGGUCUAUUCUGGUUUCACAUACAUAUAGAAGAUCACUCCCCCCGUUGAUUAAUUAAGUGAACCUCGGUCCAAAUCAGCUGCGCAUGUAUUGUGAAAUUCCCACAUUAUUUGGUCCAAUUUUGAUGUUUAAGAAUCACCCUGUAGAAUAUUCAAUUCAGUGAAGGUUUUGAAAUACUAAGGGCAUUUUCACUAUUGUUAACCCAGAAUUAUGUUAGAAAUUAAUCCCAAUUGGGCAAAUUAUGCAACACCCAUCAAUUGGCAUUACUGUUACUGAAUAUAAGGCUGAAAUUAUUCAGAAUAAGUCACACCCCUAUAUUAUGGCUUUGUGCUGAGAGUACAUGUAUAACAUACUGUUCUCUUAAAGGACUAAAUUGGAAGGUUCUAUUAUAGUGAGGGGAGACAGGGUGUGAUGAGUCAUGUACAUAAGUAUAUAGGCAUGUAUGUAUGUUAUUUUUCCGAACAAAACUGCUCCAGGGACGAGGUUUGAUUAUUAGGUCCGAGGUUGCCUUGGAUUCUGCUUUAGUGCAAGCAUAGUUGUUCUACUCACUCUUCAUAGGUUCGAGGUUGAAAUUGUGGUAAUUGGAGAAAUGUUUUCCUAAACUGACCUAACCUUGGUCCUAGGGUUUUGUGUAAUAGUCAUGGUAAUGCAUUGAUGUAUGAUAUUGCCCCCUGGAUUAAAGGUUGGUCAAAGGGAGGAACCUACAAAUUAUGUUCAAUGUGUAUUCGAAAAAAAUCUUAAGUUUGAUUUCAAAUUUUGAAGAAGCGUCAUAGACGUUUAAAGAGUUGAGCAAUAAUUGUUUCACAUGCUGAGGACUUGUUGGCCAGGGGUUAAUUGCUGGGAAAGACAAACUUUGUAAACAACAUUUACCCAUUGCCUCCAGGUUGUCCCAAGGUCAAACAAGUUCAAGGUCGUGUAUUGUCAAGGUCGUAUUGUAUUUCCAUGGGCAAUCUAAUGGUAGAAAUAAAGAUAUCUAAAAAAUAUCACAGUUUGCUCAUCCAGUUUAUAACUAUCAACAAAGGCUGUAGUACAUUUCACAAAAAUAUGGCAUCGUAGCUAAAAAAGCCUAAAAUAGCUAGGAAAAGUAGCAAUUUUCACCUGUAAUGGCUAGCUUUUGGUCUUGUCGAUUGUAACAUAGCAAUGUUUGUCUACUACACACAAAUUUGUGGUAUGAGUAUAAGUUGUCCAGACAAAUGAAAGAAUGUUUUACCAUUUUCUCCAGUGCAGCUAUCCGACUCUGCAGCGAGUCCAGCCGUGUGGAAUCUACUAGGGCGAGGUUGAUCAGGCAGCGUUGCAGUAACGCCACUGUGUUAAGUCCUAACGCCACUGUGUUAAGUCCUAACGCCACUGUGUGAAGUCCUAACGCCACUGUGUUAAGUCCUAACGCCACUGUGUUAAGUCCUAACGCCACUGUGUUAAGUCCUAAGGCCACUGUGUUAAGUCCUAAGGCCACUGUGUUAAGUCCUAACGCCACUGUGUUAAGUCCUAACGCCACUGUGUUAAGUCCUGACGCCACUGUGUUAAGUCCUGACGCCACUGUGUUAAGUCCUAACGCCACUGUGUUAAGUCCUAACGCCACUGUGUUAAGUCCUAACGCCACUGUGUUAAGUCCUAACGCCACUGUGUUAAGUCCUAACGCCACUGUGUUAAGUCCUGACGCUACUCCGUUAAGUCCUAACACAACUGUUGUGGAUAAAACUAACUGAAGUAGAUAAUGCUAAGUCGAUCUAACGCUGGUGUUUACCUCCGACGCUGAUUGAACAACUGGGCCUGAGGUUGUAUUGAGCGUGUCCGAAAACGACGUGGGAUUUGUCUGUGUGUCCUGGAGCAGUGUCAAGGUCAUUGUAUUGUCCGAAUAAUGUACACUGAUAAUAAGCAAUGAAAACAGACUAUUAUAAUUAUUAUGAUAAUAAAACAUUGAAAUAAGAUUA